AUGAGAGGUUUGACAGACGAAGUCAAAUAUUGGUCAUCAGCACGCAAGUCAAAAGAGGAGAGCAACUGUCAGCUGCCCAACCAAAACCACCAAGGACAGAGGCUAAAACAAUUGAUAACUCAUGGGAGAGACACACUUGAAAACUCAUUGCAAGUUAUAGUUGUCACAAACAAGUGCCACCCCAGUCAACUUGAACAUUUGGGUUUUUUGAAAGAGAUGAAGUUGUUUGCAGUGCUCGAGUUUGACCCAGAAUCUGACAUGAACGGGACAUGCAGUUUCUACAGAGCAGAUCGCAUAGCUAAUCUUCACUACCCUCGAAUGUACAAUACCAAUGACAGUGUCUCCACUGUUAUCGGAAAGCUGAACUUGUUUAAGCAGACAAGCUGGGUCUUUUGUAACGGGCGAGCAAAUGAGGUCAGUGAAGCAGACAGACCUUUCACUACCAGUGAAUGGCUGAAGAAACGUGCUGGAGAAAUCAGCGAUAUGGUUUCAUUUCUCUGCAAUCCAGAUGUCUUGUCGAAAGACAGAUUACUUGUGGUGUUCAUGCUUCACUCAGGAGUCACUGACAUCUCAAGCCCUAUACUUGAGGCCUUUUGUGCGAUCUAUCGCACUCUUGAGGGUGAGGAUAAUAUGCUCUGCAUAUGCAAAGAUUCAAAUGUAUUCAGUCAAUGGAGAGACAUGAUAAACACUCGAUGCAAAGUGGAUAUCACCAGUAAAUGUAUCUACGAAUUGAGCCUGAAUGAAAUCGACUGCACCAUCAGGAAAAUCAAAGAACCUCAGACACGGUCCUCUAGGAGAUAUCUGCCAUCUUCUGGCUCCAGUUCGGUCCUCCUGACACAAAAAGACGAAGAGCUGAUGACCGUACUUGAUAUACUGAGUGAAAAUGAAUGUGAGAACACUGAAAUUGAAACCAAGGACACUUUUGAGGAAUUCAAGACCAACACGGAGGAGGACUUUUACAGAGGCGGACAAGUGACUUGGUGGAACUUCUACUUGUCCGAGAGGCCAGGUUGUCUGCCAUUCAUCAAACGUGACAAGUAUGAGGAUCUUCACAACCUGAUCACACCUACAGAGGGGUACACAUCGCCAUGCAUAAUAAUAAACCUCUUCCAUCAUCCAGGCUGUGGUGGAACAACACUGGCCAUGCACGUGUUGUGGAACUUGAGAUGUAAAUUCAGAUGUGCCGUUCUGAAAAACACCAUAGCACAGAACAGUGAGAUCGCAGUCCAAGUCACACACCUGCUGACCUGUGGCAAAGAGAAGCAGUUGAGUUAUACUCCUGUUCUACUCUUGGUUGACAACUGGGAGGACGUUGAAGACCUACAGAGAUGCAUACUAAGUGCAGCCAACGAGAAGAAAAAACCUGAGACUCUGAUGGUCAUCAUACUGAACUGUGAGAGAUCACAGAUUCCUGCAGUGAGCUCCAGAAACAGCCGACUUGACAACGUCUUCAUGAUCAACAAACUCUCCACCAAAGAGCAGAGCUUCUUUGAGGUGAAACUGAAAGAGCUCAAAGGUCACCAUCAAAAACCUGAAACGUUCUACGCCUUCAUGAUCAUGACAAACAAUUUCAGUGAGAAGUACAUAGAGAAUCUGGUGCACAACACCCUGAAAGACCUUGACACCUCCAGAAAAGAAGGACAGCUAUUUUCACUCUUAGCUUUGCUAAAUACAUAUGUGAACGGCUCCUACAUGGCCCUGUCCCUCUGUGAGGAGUUUGUGGGGAUUAGGAAUGCUCUGUGGGGAAAAGAAACACUUGAGGACAAAAUGAACCCAUACUCCACGCUUCUGAUCCACUUCAACAUUGAAGAGCACGGCACUUAUCAGGCAGUUCGGUUUCUACACCAAAUGAUUGCAAGUAAUUGCCUCAAAGUCCUCACCGGAAAGCACAAGCUUCAUCUGGGGGAAAUAACAACCAAUCUGUUACACUGUGACUUGCUGUACAAAUCUGGCAUGGGUAAGGAUAUCCUGGUUCAAAACAUCCAAAGUAUGCUGAUCACGCGGCAAAGAAAGGAACUUGGACAUGACAAAGAUACACUGUUCUCUCCUUUGAUUGAAGACAUACAGACGGAUGAGGGAAUCAGCCAAAUCAAAGAAGUUCUUGUAAGAGCAACAAAGAGAUUUGACAAAAACGCAACUCUGCCACAAGCUUUGGCAAGGCAUUUCUAUCUGAAAGAGAAGGAUUAUAUAUCUGCUCUGCAAUGGGCCAAGGAUGCACAGCAGAAAAUGUACAAUUCUUACAUUGCUGACACAUUAGGACAGGUGUACAAAAGCCACCUAAAAUAUGAAAUUGAACAUGCUGAGGAGCUCACUCCAGAAGGGUUAGACAAAUGCCUAAAAUUAGCAUUUCAGGCCACCAAAGCAUUCAGAGAUUCACAGGAACUCGCAAAGAAGGAUGAGCCAAUGGAUUCCCUUGAUCUGGCCAACAGAAAGAGGCAACGAACCUACAACACAUCUGGGUAUGUCGGUGAAAUGGAAGUUUCAAUGAUUGUUUUUGAUAUCAUCAAAGAUAUUCCUUUUUUCAACAAAAGUGACGCACUCCAGCGAGACAAAAUGCUGCAGUUCCUCAAAAACCACUUGCCAGUGAGUGAUUUUCAUGAAACAACAAACAGUACAAAUGAUCAAUUCAUUGCUGUUCUGGCAGACCACGAGAAAUUCCUGGUCUCUUUGAAGCCACGGCUGAAGGAGAUGUUCAGUUUUUUUGAGAACUACUUCACAUACCUGAAGCCAAGGUCAAUUGAGAAGGAGACAGCAGAGGACAGAAACAAACGAAAAGUAUCAGGGCACUUCAAGAAGUACAUUCACAUCUUCUGUUCCUCGGGAGAAGAGAGGACCUCUGAAAGGGCCAGUAAACCAAAACUGAGUAUCCGGCAGGAGAUAGAGGAGCAGCGAAACUAUUUGGAGCAAAAGCGAGCAGAUUCAUUUGCUGGUCUUCUCCAGUAUCUGAAUGAGAAGAAUGGGAAUCAAAUUGAAUUAAUUCUGAAGAAAUGGCAGUUCAUUGUUCAAAAUUCUACACGGAAACUCAUGGCUGACCGGAUCAAUUUCAUCCUUGCAAACAUUGUUCUUCACUGCAUUAAGCAGAGCUCAACAUUGCUGAAGAGGUACGAGGAGCUGGUCUCCCUUCUCAACGAGGCACUGCAAGAAGAGGGAACCCAUUCAAACUGCACAGAGCUGUACUACCUCUCAAUGUUGCUGAUGUGGCCAAGAAGGGAAAACCUGCUUGAGAGCACCACAAUGUUCAAAAACAUUGGCACGUAUGUCACUUCAUCGAAAAAAUCUUUCCAUCGUCGCUUCUCCCACAUGUUUCCGGCGAAGACUUGCAUCGCACAUUUCUACCUCGGGAAAUCAAGAGGACUGAGGAGAAUAAUUCACAAAGGCAAGCUUGAUCAUUUGCUGUACAAAGAGGGACCCAAAACCUCACACAAGAAGGCCUCAUCCAAAGAUAGACCCCCAAACCCACAUCAACUGUGGCAAAGUGGAGCAAUAUGGAGGGAUCCUGAGAUACAAAACCUGUUACUACGGGUCAAAGGGAAAACUGAAAACGGUGACAUUUAUGUUUACUAUGGAGGCAAUCUGAAAAUCUCAGUGCGUCCAGUAUACCUUGGUGGAGUCCGAAGUGGAUGCAGCACAGAGGAGGUCUCCUUUUACCUUGGAUUCACCAUGGAGGGUCCCGUAGCUUAUGACAUAAAGUAUGAAAAUGACCAGUAAACAGCUUACCAUCAGGUAGACUGAGGAAGGGACGCAAGCGUUCGCACUUAGGGAAAGGAAAGGCUUCCAUUGAAGUUAUAUAGGCCUAGAGGGUUUGACUGGGGUGAAUGUCUGUGAACCAGGACAGAAUCACAUUAAGUAAGAUACCAGUGUGCUCUUGUCACUGUGUGAGGAAACCCAACCUCAACCACCUGGAUAUAAUCAAAGCAGAGAGAACAGGUGUCGUGUGACAUGCAGCAAUGAAUCAUUCAUGCUUUUAGAGGUGAAACAAUGAUAAUCAAUCUUGCAUCAGAAUGGAUUGCAAUGUCUCUAAGUCCCUGUAAUUGUGUCUCUAAGUCCCUGUAAUUGUGUCUCUAAGUCCCUGUAAAUUUGUCUCGAAGUCCCUGUAAUUUUAUAUGUAAGUCCCUGUAAUUUUGUUUCUAAGUCCAUCUAAUUUUGUUUCUAAGUCCUUGUAAUUUUGUCCCUAAGUCCCUGUCAUUUUUCUGUAUGUCCCUGUAAUUUUGUCUCUAAAUACCUCUAAUUCUGUCUCUAAGUCCCUCUAAUUGUAACAUACAGUAAAAUACAGUAGCAGACCAAUGAACAAGGAUUGUAGACCUAUAAACCACGUGCAACUAUUCAAUGCUUAAAACAUGUAUUAUGGUUUAGCAUUGUGUUUGUUGAAAGUAUGGGAUUAUUAUUAUGUUACAAGGCAUAUUGACUUUCUGCACGUUAUGUAGCUUCUUCAGUUGUUUGUCUAAAUACAUUCAAUUGCGUAGUAACCUAUUGUCAAUGUUUGUUCAUGGAAUAAAGAGGAUUGCAUUACUAUAUAUAUAUAUA
Salvelinus namaycush (lake trout) is the source of this 4524-nucleotide messenger RNA. RefSeq names its product sterile alpha motif domain-containing protein 9. The record is from RefSeq and is a predicted model, not a curated record. NCBI's taxonomy places the organism in Eukaryota, Metazoa, Chordata, Actinopteri, Salmoniformes, Salmonidae. Bases 1 to 3708 code for a protein of 1235 amino acids. Gene Ontology annotation, cellular component: cytoplasm. The transcript has a single exon.